Messenger RNA from Lepus europaeus (European hare), 1386 nucleotides. Its product is annotated as dentin sialophosphoprotein-like. The record is from RefSeq and is a predicted model, not a curated record. The transcript is spliced from 3 exons. Lineage: Eukaryota; Metazoa; Chordata; Mammalia; Lagomorpha; Leporidae. Bases 1 to 1386 code for a protein of 461 amino acids.
AUGACAGUGGCCCGGGUAGGCAGGAAGGAGGUGGAAGGGGCCGCAGCCCCCACCACCCCCCACCAGAGCAGGGCCUCAGCGCCAGCCCUGUGCUCAGAACCCUUCCAGCAACGCUCCGUGGAGCCGAUGUCCCCCUCCACCCACAGGCAGGCCCUGGUGCAAGGCUCCCCCGGAGCAGCCCCUGGACCGCUGUGCGGCGCGGGCCGGACCCAGCUGCCAGCAGCUCCCAAGGUGCAGCGUGUCCUUGAGACCGUGGGUGUGGCAGGUCCUGCUCGCAUCUCUGCUCUAUGUGACCGGCGACCUGGACCGCAUCAUCAGUACUGGGCUGACGACACAGACGGGGCUGGCGACUCAGACGACACAGACGGGGCCGGAGAUUCAGACGACACAGACGGGGCCGGCGACUCGGACGACACAGACGGGGCCGGCGACUCAGACGACACAGACGGGGCCGGAGAUUCAGACGACACAGACGGGGCUGGCGACUCAGACGACACAGACGGGGCCGGCGACUCAGACGACACAGACGGGGCCGGAGAUUCAGACGACACAGACGGGGCUGGAGAUUCAGACGGGGCUGGCGACUCAGACGACACAGACGGGGCCGGCGACUCAGACGACACAGACGGGGCCGGAGAUUCAGAUGACACAGACGGGGCCGGCGACUCAGACGACACAGACCGGGCCGGCGACUCAGACGACACAGACGGGGCCGGAGAUUCAGACGACACAGACCGGGCCGGCGACUCAGACGACACAGACCGGGCCGGAGAUUCAGACGACACAGACGGGGCCGGCGACUCAGACGACACAGACGGGGCCGGCGACUCAGACGACACAGACGGGGCCGGUGACUCAGACGACACAGACGGGGCCGGAGACUCAGACGACACAGACCGGGCUGGCGACUCAGACGACACAGACGGGGCCGGCGACUCAGACGACACAGACGGGGCCGGAGACUCAGACGACACAGACGGGGCCGGCGACUCAGACGACACAGACGGGGCCGGAGACUCAGACGACACAGACAGGGCUGGCGACUCAGACGACACAGACGGGGCCGGAGACUCAGACGACACAGACGGGGCCGGUGACUCAGACGACACAGACGGGGCCGGAGACUCAGACGACACAGACGGGGCCGGAGACUCAGACGACACAGACGGGGCCGGAGACUCAGACGACACAGACAGGGCUGGCGACUCAGACGACACAGACCGGGCUGGCGACUCAGACGACACAGACGGGGCUGGCGACUCAGACGACACAGAUGGGGCCGGAGAUUCAGAGAGAAUGACGCUGAAGCCAGGCUGUCUGGGACCGAAUGUCACAGAGAAAGUGGGUGAUUGCAGCCGAACUGGACAUCUCAGAGUGGUCAGUUAG